Molecule: messenger RNA, 1881 nt
Organism: Cornus florida
Lineage: Eukaryota; Viridiplantae; Streptophyta; Magnoliopsida; Cornales; Cornaceae
Product: transcription factor DUO1-like
Exons: 3
Coding region: 843-1817 (324 amino acids)
Source: RefSeq, a predicted model, not a curated record
UUAAAAAAUUGGAGUAUUACUCAAAUAUAUAACAAGACUUAUUUAGAUGAUUUAUAGAGUUCCUGAAGACUGUUUUUGCAACAAAUGAUUAUCUUUGCAAUCAAAAAAAUUAAGAAGUUCAAUGACAUGGCAUGAAUUGGAUUGCAGGUUUUGGCAUUUUAAAUCUAUUAUUAUUAGUAUUAUUUUAAUUUUUUUUUCUUUUUAUUUUGACAAAAAACACACAUUUUUAUUUACACCCGAACUUGAACCCUAUGUCUUUGGUGUAUUUUAGAUAUAAAUUCUCAAUACACAAAUGAUUUAUGCACAAUGCAUGAUUGCACAAUAUUGCAGCAUGCAGAGAUGAUAUGCUAAAUUUUUAUUUAUUGGUGUAAUUUUAUGUUAGCACAUAGAGAUGAUAUGCUAAAUUUUAAUUUUUAUUUAUUGGUGUAAUUUUAUGUUAGCACAUAGAGAUUGUAUGCCAAUUUUUAUUUAUUGGUGUAUUUUUAUGCAUGGUCUAUUUUCGUGUGGCCUUGCCUGGACCUGGUCUUUUUUUGACUUGGAAAAAAAAGAAAAGAAAAAACACGAACGUUAGAUACAUGUAUACACCAUCAAGGGACAUUAGUAAAACUUUUGUCGUAUUUUGAAUCUUAGAGAAAUAUAUGGGAACGUGGGUGCUUUAGUGGGCAGUACCAGUAACCGUAUUAACCGCCACUUUCAAAUCAAAAAGAUAAUUUAACAAUUAAUAAAACAAAAAUAAAAUCUGAACACAAAUUCAAAUUAAAAACAUUUCUCAUGCCAUGACUUCCAAAGGUUCAGAAACAAGCAACAAAACAAUCUCAUUUGGGUUUUGAUUAUAUAUAUAUAUGUAUAGGUAUAUGUAUAUCAUGGAAAGAGGCAGAGACGAACAAGUGAUCAAAAAGGGACCAUGGACUGCUGAAGAAGAUGAAGUACUCAUAAACUUUGUGAAGAAGAAUGGUCCCAGAGACUGGAGCUCCAUUCGAUCCAACGGACUCUUGCCGAGGACCGGAAAGUCUUGCCGUCUCCGAUGGGUCAACAAGCUCAGACCCAACUUGAAAAUUGGGUGCAAAUUUUCGGCGGAGGAGGAGAGAGUGGUGAUAGAUUUGCAGGGAAAGUUUGGGAACAAAUGGGCGGCGAUAGCUUCGUAUUUGCCGGGAAGGACAGAUAAUGAUGUGAAGAAUUUUUGGAGUACAAGGCAGAAGAGGCUGGCAAGAAUUUUGAAGUCACAUUCACAACAGAGCAAGUCACAGAGAAACAAAGGAAAAGCCAUUGCUGUUGAUGAAAUGCCUACUUUGCAGGUAAUAGUCCCCAACUAUGCCACUCCAAUGAAAGAAGACUCUUCUUCACAUUGUCAAUCAUGUUCCUCUUCUAACAUGGGCAACCCUGAACCGAUCAAAAUGGUGCCAUUACCUGAUUUGUUCAACCCUAACUUGCCCAACAUAACCACAACCCUGCCCAUACUUGACAUCACAGACACUGAUCAUAACAAACCUUCAAUUGAGACCACUCUCCAAUUCCCAUUCACCCAACUCCCACAGCCAAGGCUAGACCUCCCGCUCCUGCCAGAAGGCCAGCAUGACUUUGUUGAGGGACUCUGUGAGCCCAACAACUUCCUCUUAGAUGUGUUUAUGCAGAGAGAGCUCGAGAUUGUGGCACAGCCCGGCUUUGUUUCGCCCCUUGUUGAUUUGGAUGGCGAUGUGGAGAAGGAAGAAGGAAGAGGCGAGAACGAUAAACUUGCUACCCCGGAUAGCUUCUUUGAUGAUUUCCCAGCUGACAUGUUUGAUUACAUUGAACCAAUUCCAAGCUCAUCAGCACUGUGAAUUGUUGUUGGCCACAAGUCUGAUGUAUGUCUUUUGAAAAAGGAAAUUGCUUAUGUUUUGUUUG